Molecule: messenger RNA, 4360 nt
Organism: Pelobates fuscus (common spadefoot toad)
Lineage: Eukaryota; Metazoa; Chordata; Amphibia; Anura; Pelobatidae
Gene: ATOSA
Product: atos homolog A
Exons: 12
Coding region: 1046-3940 (964 amino acids)
Source: RefSeq, a predicted model, not a curated record
CGAUGGUGCGGCGGAGGGAGGAGAAGGGUUAAUGUGUCCGUGUUACCCAGCUGACAGGCUCUCAUACCGGGGCAGGAGGGGCGGGGGAUCCCAUGGUCGGGGAGGCUGGCGGUGUAGGAGUGCGGGGGGCAGUCCUGGGAGCUCUAUGACUGUAUCCCGGGGGGAGAUGGUGCUUGGACUCGGCUGGGAGCUGAUAGAGCUGAGGGUAGGCGUGUGGCAGCAGCUGGGGUACGUCUAGCAGGAGCUGGGGGGCUGUGAUCUCGGUGUGGGGGCGCUCAGGAUGGCUGUGGGAUUAGCUGGGGGCUCAGGCAGUCUGGGGGGCAGUGCUGGGGGAGCACACGGUCGUUAGGGGUCUCUCUUAUAUCCAGGGGGGCAGAGUUUGGAGGUGACCCCCCUUUCUCUGCUCUCAUUGAUCCUGGCUGCUGGGGAGCACAGUGUCUUCAGUGGUCUCUAGGGGGGCAGAGUUUGGAGGUGACCAGUGAUUCCCCCCCCAGCACCCUCUAUCUCUGCUCUCAUUGAUCCUGGCUGCUGUGACCUUGCUGAUCGCUUAUUGAUUAACAGGAGGUGACAAUGUGUCAGCUGUGACCUGUUCACAGAGGGGGAGGAGAGGGCUGGCAGUCAGCUGGGGAGAUCAUGACAGGAUCCUCCUGGUAGACAUUGGUGACCUUAUUAUUGUGGAGCAGUAAGUGAGUGUGUGGGUAGGUAGGUGGGUGACUCACCCUCUGGUCCCAGCCUGAGGGCUCCCUGUGCUGUGUGUGUGAUUAUGGUGAGAGCUGGGCUGUCUCUCCCAGCCAGCCAGCUUAUAAAUAGACUCUGUGUCAGGGAAGGACACGUUGGCUACUCAGCUGGGGAUUGUUCCUCUACCCAAAAACAGCCAGGUGUCUGGAUGGAGUAGUAGGCCGGCCCUUUGACCACCUAUGUGCAAGCAGGCCACUUGUGUGUUUUCCUCUUCCCUUUUUUUUCAUUUUCUUCCUUUGGAAGGGCUUUUAUUACUAACUUAGUCCUUUAACAGUGAGGAGAGGUCCUGAGGGCACCACAUCAACUCAUGAGAUCUUCCUGUAUACCAGACAGCAGGAUGAAGCCAGACAGAGACUCCAUGGAUGAGUUCUUUGAGUACGAGGCGGAGGACUUCUUGGUGUACCUUACUUUACUGAUUACAGAAGGUCGCACACCAGAACACUCUGUGAAAGGCAGGACAGAAGGUCUCCACUGCCCUCCAGCACAGUCAAGUCAGCCAGUGCUUGAUAAGCAUGAAUGCAGUGAUAAACUAACACCGUGUCAACAAGCUCGAAAAACUCGGUCUGAUGUUGCUCAUCUAUGGAGAAACAAUAUUCCUAUCAUGGUUGAGGUUAUGCUGCUCCCAGACUGUUGCUAUAGUGAUGAAGGAUUAAGCACAGAAGCAAGCGAUUUAAAUGAUCCUGCUAUGAAACAAGAUGCUCUCUUGCUGGAGAGGUGGACCCUGGAGCCUGUUCCCAGACAGAGUGGAGAUCGCUUCAUUGAAGAGAAGACCCUUCUGCUGGCAAUUCGUUCCUUUGUUUUCUUUUCUCAGCUUAGCGCCUGGUUGAGUGUGUCCCACGGAGCAGUACCUCGCAAUAUUCUGUACCGAGUGAGUGCAGCUGAUGGGGAACUACAGUGGGAUUUUUCCCAUCCACCAACUGUACACGUGUUCCCUGUCCCCAACGUAUCUCACAAUGUGGCCUUGAAAGUCAGCGUCCAGUCUUUGCCUAGACAAUCCAAUUAUCCAGUGUUGAACUGUAGCAUUCACAGCAAUGUUGGUUUUUACAAGAAAAAAUUUUCUCCAAACGAGCAUUGUGUUACAACGCCUGUGGAUUCACGGGACACCAGCCAGUGCAGUGUCCCGAGUUCUCCACAUACAUGUAGCAAACAGAUCUGGACUGUUGGACCUGAAGGGCUACUGCACACAAGGACAAGUCUAAGCACGGAUCUCACUGUUCCUGUUCGUAAUGUCAGGUUAAUUUCUAGUGAAGGGAACGAACUGGAGGUUGGAACGUCGCCAUCUAAACUUCAGUGUUUAAACGGGAUCAGCGAAUCUAAGGCAGUUCCACAAGAAUCUAUAAUUAGGAAUUUUAAAUCUUUUUCUUUGGUUGAUAUGCCCAGCAGCCCACACACAGUUCCUCCUACAGAAACCAACCCUUUAAUAGGUUCUUUAAUUCAAGAGCGUCAGGAAGUCAUAGCUAGGAUUGCACAGCAUCUCUUACAAUGCGAUCCGACAACCUCACACAUAGCUAGCCAUACCUUUAAAGUGCAUGAACCCAGUCCUGUAAAUACAAAGUUGUUCAGGAACACAUUUGAAGAUGAAAACACCCUAAAGAAAAAUAAAGAAACACCCCUCACAUGUACCUCUAGUUUUGAUUUGACUUUCAACACAGACAAACCAAGAUCUGCACCGGAUACCCCAGUAAACUGCUCACGACCCAACCCAGACUCUAAAACCUCACCAAAACCACAAGCCAGAAGGAAACUCAUUUUAGUUCCUCAAAAUGAACCAAGCUCCAACACAUUUCAGCAUUGUUUAAACAAUAGUUCUCAAUGUACUCUGUGGUCCAGUAAAGAAAACAUAUGCAGUCGACCAGAGAGCGGUUCUGUCGCAAGGAAUGAACUGUCCGAAAAGGUUUCUGAUAAAGGGCCCAUACAUCACACUGGGAACUCUGUCAGUACAAAUGUCAGAAUUCACACAAACAAAGCCAAUGUCCCAGAUGAAAAUAGCAACAGUGACUGUCAGUCUGUAAAUACAGAUAACUGUAAGAACUGUAUGAAAAAUGCAUUGACCUUGAAAGGGCCAGUGAUUUGCCAGUCACAGGAACGUGAAUGUUCUGAAAGUCAUACAAGGAAAGCACAGGUGACAGACCACAGCAGUCAGCUGCACAGCAUCGAGAACUACAUCAGCAAGGACAGAGACAGUCUCAAAUGCAAAGACACACAAGACAAACUGAAAGGUGUUCAUGAUGAGAAUGAAUAUCCAGCAAAACACAAUUGCUCCGUCUGCCAGAGGAAAUGCAACGGAAGUUGUUUGCAGAGAUGUGAGCGUCCGAGGAGUACAGACCAGUCGAAAGCAGCACCUUUGAGACACUGUAACAGUUGGGAGAAGCAAACUCUCCGGACAUUGGAUGGGAUCUUGACCAAGGCUUUCCACCCCCGCACUGGUUUACCUUUACUCUCGAGCCCUGUUCCACAAAGAAAAACACAGUCAGGGUAUUUUGAUCUGGACACAUCAUUACUGAAAAUUAAAGGUUUAUCCACACAGAGACUGCUACCAUUUGUUAAAACAGAAUCUAUAGCCAAACCUCUCAGUUGCAGUGCUCCACCUGCUCCGUGUCUAAGCCUCCUUGGGAAUUUUGAGGAAUCUGUUCUGAACCAUCGAAUAGAACCCUUGGGCAUUGUUGAGGGUUUUACUGCAGAAGUUGGGGCAAGCGGAGUUUUCUGCCCAACCCACAUGACCCUGCCUGUCAAGGUGUCUUUCUUCAGUGUUUCAGAUGACAAUGCCCCCUCUCCAUAUAUGGGUAAUAUUACACUGGAGUCUCUUGGCAAAAGGGGUUAUCGUAUACCUCCUUCUGGAACCAUACAAGUGACCUUAUUUAAUCCAAACAAGACAGUGGUGAAAAUGUUUGUGGUGAAAUAUGACUUGCAAGAUAUGCCAGCCAAUCACCAAACAUUCCUCCGUCAGAGAACCUUUUCUGUUCCUGUCAAGAAAGAAAGAAAGGGAAUGAUGGAGAACAACAUUAUGAAGACAGAGGACAGGACAUUACGCUACCUCAUUCACCUGAGGUUCCAGAGUUCCAAGUCUGGGAAGAUCUACCUCCACAGAGAUGUCAGACUUAUCUUUUCUCGAAAGUCAAUGGAAGUUGAUAGCGGUGCCGCAUACGAACUCAAGUCCUACAUAGAUACCCCAACAAAUCCCACGUUUUCAGCCAGGUGUUGAACAGACUGCAGAUGAGAGAAUCUUUGGCUUGCAAAAUUAAAAUUAGCUUGACUUCAAAUGGCAAAGAAAGGCUGUAUUCUUAUGGAAACGAACACCUGCAAAAAAAAUGGACCAGCUCCAGAGAUUUUCUUAAAUGUACUCUGUGUAUUUCAUGUAGACUGGAAAUGAAUAGAGUCCUAACGCAUUUUUUUUUCUACUAUGUAAUGCCACUUGAUUGGAUGUGUGCCGCCUUAGCAAUUCUUCCUGUUAGUUUAGUGUUUACACAUUUUAUUUUUAUUUAAUAUUUAAUGUUUCAUUUACUACACAAGUGAUUGUUUGUUUGUCUAAGUGUUCUAAUGUAGCACAAAGCCUAUGUAAAAUCAUACAAUGUAUUUUUGACAGUAAUAUUGAAAUCUAAAAUAUAUAUAAAUCUUAAAAACA